Meriones unguiculatus (Mongolian gerbil) is the source of this 735-nucleotide messenger RNA. Its product is annotated as zinc finger protein 431-like. The annotation marks the transcript as partial. NCBI's taxonomy places the organism in Eukaryota, Metazoa, Chordata, Mammalia, Rodentia, Muridae. The transcript is spliced from 3 exons. Gene Ontology annotation, biological process: regulation of transcription by RNA polymerase II. The record is from RefSeq and is a predicted model, not a curated record. Gene Ontology annotation, molecular function: RNA polymerase II cis-regulatory region sequence-specific DNA binding; DNA-binding transcription factor activity, RNA polymerase II-specific.
GUGACCUUCAAUGAUGUGCAUGUGAAAUUCAGCCAAGAAGAGUGGGCUUUGCUGGAACCAUCACAGAAACAACUCUACAAUGAUGUGAUGCUAGAGACCUGUAAAAACCUCACUGCUAUAGGAUACAAUUUGGAAGACCAUACCAUUGAAGAACAUAAACCUUAUGAAUGUAACCGGUGUGGUAAAGCCUUUGCACAAAACAGUCAUCUCAUAAGCCAUAAAAGAACACACACUGGAGAGAAACCUUAUGAAUGUAACCAGUGUGGUAAAGCCUAUGCACGAAACAAUCAUCUCUUAAGCCAUAAAAGAACACACACUGGAGAGAAACCUUAUGAAUGUAACCAGUGUGGUAAAGCCUUUGCACGAAACAAUCAUCUCUUAAGUCAUAAAAGAACACACACUGGAGAGAAACCUUAUGAAUGUAACCAGUGUGAUAAAGCCUUCGCACAUAACAGUACUCUCCUACUGCAUAAAAGAACACACACUGGAGAGAAGCCUUACAAAUGUAACCAGUGUGGCAAAGCCUUUGCAGUAAACAGUACUCUCUUAAGCCAUAAAAGAACACACACUGGAGAGAAAUCUUAUAAAUGUAACCAGUGUUGUAAAGCCUUUGCACAAAACAGUCAUCUCAUAAGCCAUAAAAGAACACACACUGGAGAGAAGCCUCACAAAUGUAACCAGUGUGGCAAAGCCUUUGCAGUAAACAGUACUCUCUUAAGCCAUAAAAGAACACAC